This is a messenger RNA of Spathaspora passalidarum NRRL Y-27907, 1179 nucleotides long. RefSeq lists its product as uncharacterized. Gene Ontology annotation, biological process: fungal-type cell wall organization. Bases 1 to 1179 code for a protein of 392 amino acids. The record is from RefSeq and is a predicted model, not a curated record. The transcript has a single exon. Gene Ontology annotation, cellular component: plasma membrane; cell cortex of cell tip. Lineage: Eukaryota; Fungi; Ascomycota; Pichiomycetes; Serinales; Debaryomycetaceae.
AUGUUAUAUAAAGUCUUUCGGAUUAUACUAAUUUUCUUAUCAUUGGCAGUUACUUUAUUGUCGAUAUUUGCCGUGAUCGGAUCAUAUGCCAAUAAACCAUAUUUAACCGAUGCGUAUAUAAUCAAGUUUCAAUUAACUAAUUUUAAUUUGAAACAAGUAAUAAACGUUAAUCAAUUUGCUAAGCGAGAGGACUGGACUGCAACAACCACACCAUCAGGUCAAUGGGUGUAUCCGACCCCUAUGCCUACUCCAACUCCAGUGCCUGGUGUGACUACUCCUAAUGGUUACUACACUUCUGUGCCUGCGGCCAUUGGUGAUUUACUUACAAGAUUGACUCCAGCAGAAUUGGGUAUUGCUGAUAUUUAUUCCAUUGGUUUCUGGGGUUAUUGUCGUGGUGCCUUGGUCGCUCCUCCUGCUAGAUAUUCCAGCAAUGGUGCUCUUAUCCAACAGAAUCCAAUAGUUAAUUUCACUUGGUGUUCUGAUCCAAGACCGGGUUUUUUCUUUGAUCCCGUGAAAGUAUUAAAGCAAGAAAUGAACAGAGCUUUAGAUGGGCAGAUUGUUGAUAGUGAAUCGGCCGUACUCACGCAAUUAUCCACAGAAUCCAAGAGUGAGAUCAAAGUUCUUAUUGAUAACAUUUCCUUAGAUUACUUCAACUUACCAGGCGAUUUAACAGCCGAUCUCGGCCAUUUUGAAAAAUUAACACAAGCAGCAUUUGGGUUAAUUGUUUCUGUCAUAGUGUUUGCAUUUGUUGAAACAAUUUUACUUAUACUAGGAUACUUUUUCAGUCCAAACAAAUGUAUUUUAUCAUUUUUGAAUUUCUUAUUUGAAUUGAUCAUUGCUGUGUUGUUAUUUUCCGGAACCACCAUACUAACGGGUAUUUACAUGAGAGUAAGAAAAGUCACCAAUGCAUACAUAGACACUUUUGGAAUCAAAGCCACAUUAUCUAUAAAUAUGUACGCAUUUUUGUGGAGUGGGGUAGUUGCUGCUGUGCUUUUAGUGUUGUUUAAUUUCUUGGGCCACUGUGUGGGAUUAUUUGGCUCUGGUCGCAGACAUUAUAGACUGGUUGGCAACCCUGAAGCUGCCUAUGAGCACAACGAGGAACCAAAGGAAGAAGCCAAGGAAGAAACCAAGGAAGAAAAGAAGGAAUCUAAGGAGGAAACUGACAGUGACAGUGACUAG